ACCAAAGCAGUGCUUAAGAGCCCACUCGCUGUUGUAAUUGGUUAGUCAUUCUAGCUAUUUAGAAGUCUAGUAUGUACGUGAAGACAUUUGGCGCUCAUAUUCUCCGUUGUACACAGCACUUUGGAAAACCAUACUGACUUUUCCUCAAGUUGGACACUGACGCUUUUUGGGAAGGCUACAUACUGAAUGCAUUGGAUAUAGAAUUCCACAGAUUCCAUCAUAAAGAUGUGGUACGCGGUGAAUUGGUCGAGUGCGUGGCUAACCUGGGUUUUCAUACUCUUGGACACACUUUCACCAGCUCAAGCAGGAAAGUGCCCAAAGGUCUGCAUCUGUGACAACUCCAAACUCAUUGUGGCCUGUAUCAACAAGAAUCUCACUCAGGUUCCCGCCACAAUAGAUGAGAUUACAGUGAAACUGGACCUGAGUAAAAAUGACAUCCAGGUGCUACCAGUCAAUGCGUUCCUGCACACACCGCACCUCACCCACCUCACCUUGCGUCGAUGUAACAUCAGAACAAUACGCGAGGGGGCCUUUCGAACACUAGGCCGCCUGGUCUACCUCAACCUGGCCAACAACAACAUUGAGAUACUUUACCAGGAGUCGUUUGACGGCCUGUCGUCCCUGAAGCAGCUGACACUGGACCAUAACCGUGUGGAGGAGAUCCAGCCAGGGGCCUUCACUCAGCUGGGCGUCCUCAACAUGCUGUCCCUCACACACAACCAGCUGGUCUACAUGCCCAACAUGGCCUUCCAGGGCCUGCACAACAUCAAGGGGCUUCACCUCGGUUACAAUUCCCUCAACAACCUUGCCCCGGAGGCCUUUGCAGGCCUCUUCACCCUGACACGCCUCAGCCUCGACCACAAUGAGCUGCAGUUCUUCCCUACACAGACUAUGACCAGACUGGUUGAAGUCACCCGCCUAGAUCUGAGCUACAACCCCAUAACAUACCUAGGUGAGGAUGCUGUCUCCAUGCCUAAACUUGCCUACCUCUACCUAGACCACAUAUCUCUCCAGGACCUCUCAGACACGGCCAUGUCCCAGGCUCCCCUCCUCUCCCAUCUGGACCUCAGCCAUAACCAGCUACGCUACAUGGAGCCCCUCUCUGGCCCCAAAGAGCUAGCCCGCCUCAAUCUGACAGGAAACCCCAUCAAUUGUAACUGCUACCUGAGGCCCCUGAAGGAGUGGGCAAAGAAGGGGAAGGUGAAGCUACUGGGGGUCUGUGCGGGUCCCCCGCACCUCACUGAUGAGUCCCUGGAGGCAGUAGGGCCCUUGGAGCUGCGCUGCCGGAGCAGGGAGGACAUGAUAAAGGAGGAGUUUGAGGAACACGAGGAGAGCAGAGAGCGUGCACUGCCCACAGCCAAACCUAAGGAGAGGAGCAAGUGCCCAUCUAACUGUGACUGCAACGUGGAGGCUCAGCAUGCCACUUGUGAGAACCGUGGACACACCAAAGUCCCCCGCGGCUUUCCCUCUAACACCCAGCUUCUAGAUCUGCGCCGCAACCACUUUCAUUUUCUUCCUACUAAGAGUUUCCCCGGCACGGGUCACGUGGUGUCUCUACAUCUGGAGCACUGUAAGAUCCAUGAGAUCGACGGUAGUGCCUUCCAGGGCAUGAAGGCUCUAGUGUACCUCUACCUGUCUGACAAUGAUCUCACCUCCCUCAGCCCUGGGACCUUUACUGGGGCCCCUGAACUCACCUACCUCCACCUGGAAGGGAACUGGCUGGCCACAUUCCCUGGAGCUGCUCUGGCUCCCUUGUCCAGCCUGCUUGUGCUCCACCUGGAGAGAAACACUAUGAGUAAGCUGGAUCAGGAAGGCCUGCUCUCCUCAGUCCCCAAGCUGAGAGGACUCUACCUGACCAACAACACCCUAUCCAUCAUAGCCCCAGGAGCUCUCAACUCCGCGCACCUGGACACUCUUCACCUAGGGUCCAAUCUGCUUUCAGAGGUGCCUACCGACGGGCUGUCCAAGGCCUCCAGUCUGGCAAAGCUCCAUCUCUCUGGAAAUCCAAUCCGCUGGGUUGGGCCAAAGGCGUUCCUUCCUGUUUCCAAGUGCCUGAAACAGCUGUACAUGGACGAGAUGGGUCUGGAGAAGAUGUCUCAAGACUCCCUGGCGGGGCUGGGCUAUGGGCUGACCACUCUGUCUCUGGAGAGAAACCAGCUAGAGGGGUUGCCUGACCUGAGCCCUCUCAUUGGAUUAGAGGUCCUCAACCUGGCCCAGAACCCCCUGCUGUGUGACUGCACACUGCUACCGCUCCGCAGGUGGAUGGAGAAUAUGACGAUGAAGGUGACAGCCACCUGUGGUCACCCCCCUGAGCUCUGGGACCAAAGUGUGAGGGAUGUCCAUGUCUUUAACAACUGCUCAAGUAUCUCCCCUGGCAGGCCCCUCAAAGGACUCAAAACCCCCAAAUCAAUUAAACCUAAACUCACUCUCCAAAAGAUGACCAAAGCAAAAGCCAUGCCAGGAAGGUUUCAACCCAAGCCAACCAAGCCAGGAAGGGUUAAACCCAACCCAAAAGCCCUUCCUCUGAAGAACCCCCAAGCACUAGCUUCCAGAAAAGACAAGAAAACAUUGUAAUUAGUGGUACAAAUUUCUUGUAAGUCUACUGAUUGGACAGAACUCAAUUGGCACAACCUGGCAAGUGCCAUUUAAUCUCACCUCACUGAAUGUAAAAUAUAUUCUCCAUAAUAUACCUGUAAACAUUUUAUGUUUUCCACUUUUUAACAUGUUUUUUCCCCCCAAUUUUGUGAUAUCCUAUUUGAGAUGAAGGCCUUGUUUAUUGGCAACAGCUACUGUUCUGCUCUUCAUCUUAAUUUUCCCCUAGAAGUAUCCUUUUCCCAAGAAGUGUUUAUUUUUAGCAUUUUAAGAUGUCAGGGCAGUUAGAAGAGCCAGAGUGCAAGAGACCCAGUCUUAUUCGCAGUAUCAUACCGUUGCAGUCCAAUAUAUUGACACCCAAGCACUUUUCUUAAAUAAUUCCCCAUUCUUGUAAAAUGUAUUAAAAUGUUAAUUCAGCUUU
Messenger RNA from Esox lucius (northern pike), 3013 nucleotides. RefSeq names its product chondroadherin-like a (gene chadla). Bases 226 to 2574 code for a protein of 782 amino acids. The transcript has 8 exons. Gene Ontology annotation, biological process: toll-like receptor signaling pathway; immune response. NCBI's taxonomy places the organism in Eukaryota, Metazoa, Chordata, Actinopteri, Esociformes, Esocidae. The record is from RefSeq and is a predicted model, not a curated record. Gene Ontology annotation, cellular component: extracellular matrix; membrane. Gene Ontology annotation, molecular function: transmembrane signaling receptor activity; protein binding.